ACAUAUUAAUUCGGUCACACUGAAGCGUAGAUAAAUUACAUUUUGUUAACAAUUUAAAUUGUUAUUGAAAAUACGCGUAAACACGAUAGAAAAUCAAUGCGGCUUUUUAAAAAAUAGGCCACACCUCUCGCCGUACUGCCACCGCCAUGUGUUGAAGGCAAAAGUGCUUUCGGAAAGGCGAUUUUGCUUCCAUAGGUCCGUCCACGACCCAAAACAAGAAAAAUUCGCGAACCGCCACAACGAAGUUGCAAUGCGCUGCAAUUGAGAAUUGAGGUAUGCACACAGCAUAUGAUAUCACCAGCAAAGCCACUAACCGUGCCGCCACAUCCAAUCAUUGUGCUAACCGAACAAACCCCAACGCCGCAUAUAACUCAAAAUGGCAUUUCUGAGCCCAAGCCAGUUGAGAACAUUCAUUUGUUACAAACACCGCGUGUUUUUGGCGUAGCGUGCAAAACAACGCUGUCAUCUGUCGAUAACUUUAUCGGCUGCCUUGUUUGUGGCCCUGUUAUCGCGCAAGGACCACGAGAGCGCCUGCCGCUCGCUCGCCGAAAACCGUUCGCCAGUGGGUGGGUGGUGUGAAAAAAGUGCGUGCGGAAUUGUUUAUAGGCUAAGAAAAAGGGCACCAGCAGCGCCCAGCACUAACUAUUAUCGGAUUAUUUCGCUCGAUGGUUUGCCUGGUGGCUGCAUAGACAAUGUGACAGGACAUCCCAUGCCGUAUGCUUGUGUAGAGAAGAGGCUGUGCAUCCCCCUCCCCCCUUGCAACGCGAAAGUUAUCAGUUAUCAGGCACAUUCCGAGCCGACGGCUGGACUGCUAGAUAGGUACAGGUACAGGUACUGCCCAUGAUCUCAGGUCUUCCCUCCCGUGCGACUCAAGUUAGCCCAAAGGAGGACUGCAGUGAUAGAGAGCAAUAGCACAAUGGCCAACAACAAUCAUCCGCACGGCCACCUCAGCCAGGCGGCCCAGAACCCAUCAUGGAACCCGCUGCAAAUACCAUCGUACAUUCCACGGCAGCCGCAGCUGGCGCAUAUGUCGAACGAGCGGCCCAUGGUGCGCUCGCCCCUGGCCUGGCAUGCCUCCGUGUCCGCCCAGCCACCGCCGCCGCCAGACGCCCUUUACAAUUUUAUGUCGGCCAAUCAUAAAAACCUGGAUCAUCAUCAUCAAAUGAAUCCCUUGCUGGCGCCGCCAUACACUGGAACCUUGCCAUUCGACUCCAUGGACCUCUCGUUGCAGUCCGCACGCAGCGCGGCCCAGCCGCUGGCCAAGCAGCCCCAGCAAUCCCAGCAGCAGUCGCAGCAGCAGCAGCAGCAGCAGCAGUCCCUCAUGCAUGCCCCCAACUAUCCGACUAUCAGCCAAAACCUAGCGUCAAAUGCAACGCCAACGAGCGCACAGCUGCAGCAGCAGCAGGGACACCUUGCAGCCAUGGCGGCGGUCAUGCUGCAGUCGAGCAACCAGAAUGCAGCCUCCUCCUUGGUCCUGUCCAAUGGCAGCGAUUGCGAAUCGCUGCUACCGCGGCCGCCGCCCACAGCUAAUCAACCACCCGGCAGCAGCAGCAGCAAUCAUACCGGCAGCAACAACAAUGUCCCCAGCCCGCACUAUAUGCAGAAUCGCGACGAGAACUUUAAAUUGUCGCAGCUAAAGCGCAGCUUCGAGCAGGAGGUGCUGUCGUCGAAGAGCAUGCAGAAGGACAAACAGUCGCCGCACAAUCUCCAGCAUCAGCAGCAGCAGACCCAGCAGCAUGCGAAUAAGAAACCCUCACCCUUGCGCAAUUAUCAUCAUCAGCAGCAGCAGCAGCAACAGCAGCAGCAGCAACCGCCUCCGUACAACCUAACUCCAAAAUACAAUGGUCCCCAAACGCCACCAACUCCGCAGUCGCCGCUGGCCGGGCCACCGCACCAGAUGCACUCUCCCACAAUGGACUACAAUCAGCUGCAUCUGCACCACCAGCUGAAUAGUGGCAGCCACGGGGGAGGCGGCUACCAGCACAUGCAGCAGGAGCAGCCACAGCACUUGCACUAUCAUAAUCAGCAUGUGGGAGGCAAUCAGCCUGUUUCGGUCGCUUCCCCUCUACAUCCGCCACCGCCCCAUUUAAUUAGCUCUCAGUUCCACGCCCAACAACAGAGCACAGCCCAGCCGCAGCAUCAGCAGCAACAGCAGCAGCAGCAGGCGCCAUCAACGCAGCAACAUACGACACAUCAUUCCCGCAGCUCGCAACUGACGAAUCUCGAGUCGAUGGCCAAGCAAAAGACGCAGCCUGAGGCGGAGAAUCAAACAGUUAUCACGGAUCUAUCCUAUCGGAAUGCGGCGCCUUCACUGCCACCCGCUCCGGCGGGAGAGGUGGAGAAACCACCCGUUACAGAUGCCCCCGAAUCACCCUACCUGACCACAUCCAACGAGGAGUCGCUGGAGUCGAAUAGCAACAGCAGUAACAGCCGCAAACGGCGCAAGCGGAAGUCCAGCCUCGUCAUGCGGGUCACACCCAAUGAAAAUGCGCCCGAGGGAGCAGUAGCAGCCAAGCAGCAGCCGCAGCAGCAGCAGCAGCCUGGACACACGCCCAGCCAUCACAGCAACACCUGCAGUCCAAAGCAGUCGCCCAAGAUCGCGGGCUCCGACUUUCAACCGUUUGGCAUGCAGUCCGAGUCCCAGAAUGACAAGACGAAGCAGGAGAACGGCCGGGGAUCGUCGCCAACGCCUACGGAGAACAGCAACAGCUCCACGCUCUACAACGAUGAGAAUCCCAAGACGAAGAAGCAGCGGCAGGCCCUGCUCCAAAGAAACCUCACGGAGCAGCAGCGCAUCCAGCAAGAGGACGAACCGCCGCUGAAGCACACUCCGCCGACCCUGCCACCACCGAGUCCACAGAGCAACAGCAGCAGCAGCAGUUCGAGCAGCUCCAGCGGCAACACGCACAGCAGCCAUAGCAGUCAUGCCACCAGCAACGAUGUCCGGCGUCCAGAGAAGCCCGAGAACGAUGAAAACAAUGCCACAACGGACACGCCCGCGUCUCCCGCUCUCGUCGAGCAGGGAAACAUUGAUGCCAGGCCAGCGGUGAGUGUGCACGAGUGCGACGAAGAAGAGGAGCCAGUGGGCGGUGCCACCAAGGAGCCGGAGUCACCUCAACCAGCGCCAGUUCCUGCUUUGCCCCUGGAAGUCCCCGAAACAAUCACAGCAGCAGCAGCAGCACCGCCACCCACUAAGGAAACCCCACCUGCGGCCAACUCUGAGCACUGUGCGUUCGGAGAGGUAGAGGAUAAGCUGGAGGAGAUGUUUGCUGGCAUCGAGGAGGAGCCCGAACAGAAUGGCACACCGGAGAAGCCUGCCCACCCAGCCGGAGACGAUCCAGUGGCGCACGAUUUGAGUGCUCAGCUGGCUCUGGACAGCGCCAAGGUAGAGAAUGAGCCAGCGGCAGCGGGAACACCAGCAUCAGGCUCACCUGCAACUGCUCUUCCACUCGUCAUCCCCGAAGUGCGUCCGGUGGCCACCAAGGCAGCGAAGAAGUCGACCCUGCCCAGUCCUGUGCACAGCCCCACGCCAGAAACUCGCUCCACUUCAACGCCUUUGACUGCCAACGAGGACGUAAAAUCUCCCAGCAUCCUGACUCCUCCCAAGGGCGCGUCGUCCCGCCGGCCGCCACCACGAAGGCUCUCCAUGGGCAUGGAUGCCUCCCUGCUGCGUUUUAUGAUCGAUGAGCCGACAGGCAAGGCCAAGAAAGCCGGUGGCCGUGGCAGAAAGCGGUCUGCUCCCGAGCCAGAGCUAGACAGCGAGGAUGAUGACAAGCCCAGUACCUCGGCAGCGGCAGCCGCGGCGUUGGCAGUGCGACAGCAGAACGAGGUGGCUGCCGCCAAAGCAGCGAUCCCCAAGGCCACAGCGACCAAGAAGAAGAACGCGGCCGGCGGAAAGGGCAAGAAGGGGGCAGCGGGGAAGAGCAAGGCCAAGCAGAACGGAAAGAAGUCAAGUGCAGCAGGCCGCAAGCCGCCGACCACCGACGAGGACAGCACCCAGGCGCCCACGAACGGAGGAGGAGGUGUUGAUCUGCGGUUCAAGUCGCCCUUCAUUCUGAUCAAGCCAGACGGCAGCGUGAGCAUCAAGAACACACACAGCGCCGAGGACGUCAACGAGAAGCAGACCAAGGCCAAGAAGGCGCCCCACGAGAGGAAGAGUCUGCGCGGGAUGCACAGCUCCACGCUGAGCAAUCGCUACGAUGCCGACACCACCGACUCCACGUGGAUAUGUGUGUUCUGCAAGCGGGGACCCCACAAGAUGGGACUGGGCGACCUCUUCGGACCCUACCUGGUGUCCAACGACUGCGACGAGUAUCGGGCGGCUCUGCAGACGCCCGGCAGCCAGGACUUUGAUGGAGUCUUUGUAAGCAAGCGCAGGCGAGAGGAUAUGGUCCAGCAUCGACGCAACCUGCCCGUGGUGCCAGCCACACUGGCACACAUCAUGCAGGCACCGAAGAUCAGCAUGCACAAGCGAAAGCGCAAGCACACCCACGACAGCGUGUACUCCUGCAGCGAUGAUCUGAACGAGUCGCAGUCACAGUCAUCGCAGGAACCGCUCGACUGCGGCCAUGAGACGAAGUUCGUCGAGACGUUUCGCGGCAUGUGCAAGACCUCGGAGCACGGGUACGAGGUCUGGCUGCAUGAGGACUGCGCCGUCUGGACCAACGACAUUCAGCUGAUUGGCGCACAUGUAAACGGACUGGAUGCCGCUGUGUGGGACAGCACGCGCUAUCAGUGUGUCGUCUGCUGCCAGACGGGUGCCAGUGUGUGCUGCUUCGAGCGGUGCUGCAAGGCGACUGCCCAUGUGCCCUGUGCACGCUCCUCCAACUGGACUCUGGACGAGCAGGAGCGCAAGGUCUUCUGCCAGAUGCAUGGGCAGUCACAGUCCCAGUCACAGUCGCAGACGCUGUUACAGCCGCCGCCGGAAGUCUUCAAAGCUGAGCCUGUGGCUGCAGCUCCGCCAGCAACUGUCCCACCACCCAGGUUCGAUGUCAGUUCGCUUCCCUGAGUACGAGUUCGCGUCCGGGACUGCCUCCUGAUCGCCAAGCGUUGAGCGUUAAGCGCAGCCUCUGCCGCUGGCCCCACCCCGAAUCCGCUUGUACGCCCAUGUCCACCGCAGCCUUUACGUAGGCUUUGUAAAUAAGUUGCCCGAUCCGUGGGCUGUUUCGUAGUCGCGUGUGAAGUGUUUUGUACAAAUCCGCUGUACAUUCGACAAGCUUUGACGCACAGCACAGAUGACAUCAGUCUAUGCUCCAUGUAUCUAUGCUCUCCUCUAGUUAGAUUCCUUUCACAAGUCCUUAGUUUUCUAUACCUAAAUUAUUAUUUCGAUAUUCACAGACGCGCCAGUCCAGCCCUGUGCACCCCCCUUGCAUUAGUACCUUUUAGUUUAAAUUAAUUUAGCGCCCCUGCCCUCUCACAUCAUCACGCAAGCCAAUUGAUAAUUUGAUUCAACGAACACACUCCCUGCCAUACUCCAUCCGACAGCCAACUGGACGCAGAAAAUGGGGGAAAUUCCACUGGAGUUGAGGUGGCAGCAAUGAGAGAACAUUCGAUGCCCUAUUCUAAAUGGAAAACAUUGUAAAACAAUAUAUAAGUAUAAAGUAUAAAGUAUAAAUAAUAUUAAUAAUUCUAGCAACGAUAAGUGAAAAGUAUAAAUAGAACCUUGUAUUGUAUUCAUACAUGCUAAGAACUGUACGUAUAUUGAUGAUAAUUUUUAAUUCUAAAACAAAGUAUAAACAAUAAACACUUAAUC
Molecule: messenger RNA, 5752 nt
Organism: Drosophila subobscura
Lineage: Eukaryota; Metazoa; Arthropoda; Insecta; Diptera; Drosophilidae
Exons: 6
Coding region: 917-5008 (1363 amino acids)
Biological process (GO): regulation of transcription by RNA polymerase II
Cellular component (GO): nucleus
Source: RefSeq, a predicted model, not a curated record